This is a messenger RNA of Peromyscus leucopus (white-footed mouse), 1069 nucleotides long. RefSeq names its product trafficking protein particle complex subunit 2. The coding region runs from base 401 to 823 and encodes 140 amino acids. Gene Ontology annotation, biological process: endoplasmic reticulum to Golgi vesicle-mediated transport. The transcript is spliced from 3 exons. NCBI's taxonomy places the organism in Eukaryota, Metazoa, Chordata, Mammalia, Rodentia, Cricetidae. Gene Ontology annotation, cellular component: nucleus; cytoplasm; TRAPP complex. The record is from RefSeq and is a predicted model, not a curated record.
CAAGAUGGCACCCCGGGCGGGCCGUCCAGGCGCUCCUGGGCGGGCGCGAACGUGCACGCAUGCUCAGUCGGCCGCCUUACCGCUUCGCUGGGCGGGGCUCGCCUGUGAGGUGACGUCAAGGUUGGGUCAUGGGCGCUGGACCCCUUCCCCGCCGCCCCCGGCACCACCGCGCCUGAACUAGAGGAAGUGGACUUGGGUGAGCUUUAUUUCCCUGGCUGACAUCUCCAGUACAGUGCUGAACAGAAGUGGCAGAGAGGCACUCUCCCUGAGUUCCUAAACCUUAUCUUAGCUGAAAGGCAGAGACCUGAUCUUGCCUUGUUUCUGAUUUUAAGAAGAAAGCUUUGAGGCCAGCCUGGUCUACAGACGUCUCACUACAGGAGCUGUACAUUUACAGAAGACGAUGUCUGGAAGCUUCUACUUUGUAAUUGUUGGCCACCAUGAUAAUCCAGUUUUUGAAAUGGAGUUUUUGCCAGCUGGGAAGGCAGAACCCAAAGAUGAACACCGACACCUGAACCAGUUCAUAGCUCACGCCGCCCUGGACCUGGUUGAUGAAAACAUGUGGCUGUCCAACAGCAUGUACUUGAAAACCGUGGACAAAUUCAACGAGUGGUUUGUGUCGGCUUUCGUCACUGCGGGGCACAUGCGGUUCAUCAUGCUUCACGACGUGAGGCAAGAAGAUGGAAUCAAGAACUUCUUCACCGAUGUCUAUGAUCUGUAUAUCAAGUUUGCAAUGAAUCCCUUCUAUGAGCCCAAUUCUCCUAUUCGGUCAAGUGCAUUUGAAAGAAAAGUUCAGUUUCUUGGAAAGAAACAUCUUUUAAGCUAAACGCAGAAAACUUCAGAAUCACAGUGGGGUCUGCUCAGGAGUGUAUGAAUAGGAAGUAACUUGAAAAAACAGCCUGGCAAAACUUUACAUGUCUCAACUUAUCUGUAUAUCGUAAAAUUUCCUUUAUAUGUAACAAAUCUACUUUUUUCAUGUUAGUUAUCAACGUUAGCAUUUGCUUGUAAAUAGUUAUUAGUAAUUCAAAUAUUUUAUUUCAAAAAUUAAGAAUAAACCUCUAUCUUUACUGAU